CAAGACUAUAUAAGACUGAAAGGUGAGAAGUCACACACUACAGAGAGACAGACACGCUUGCCAGCAUAGAUGGCAGCCUGCAAACCACUUGGAUCUGGUGAAGAAUGCAGCUUUGUGGAUAAAGAUGAAAUCUGGAAAGUUCAUGUCAAAAUAGAGCUUCAGUCAGCCAAAGCCUGGCCCAAUAAAUGGGGAUUCUUGACCAAGUCCUACAAGGAGAUGCAGGAGGAGAGCAACAAGCUGAAGGACGUUGUCAAAUUGGAGCUUCCUCAACAUCUUAAAACACGACCCCCUACCCCACCUGAGAAAUAUAUCCAAGUGGGAUCCUCUCCCCCAGUUCCCCAGACCACCCAGGCUCAGAUUGGCUGGCGCUCGGCAGUGCCCGAGUUGCAGUUGGAGCGCUACGGAAAGGUCCAGUGUGGGAAGAAGAGCUUCCUGAAGGAGCUGGGCUGGGCCUUCGAUGCCUGCAGCUGAAAAAAAAAACUCUUCUGCCAUGACGCCUACCUCCUAGGCCUUGGCGAUGCCGUGCACAGACUCAAUAUUGAUGACUACUCAAUAUAUGACUUUCCCUUAUCCCCUGCUCUUUUUUGUCUUUGUCCUCCUCACUUCCUCCUUUAGGUACUCACAUACUCUUAAAUCCUAUGAAAUUAGCACUAUCAGCAUUUUUUAAAUAUUGAUAAAUUCUCACUAAUCAAUACAAAAUACUAUUAAUCAAUACAAUACUAUUAAUCUGCUCUUAUUUACUUCUGUCUCUCACAUUUAAUUUCAACACAAAUAUUGCAUACUAUAUCCAACAAAAUUACCACAAUGGGUGCUUGGAUAUUUUGAUCCAAUGACAAUCAUUUUAUUAUUUAUAGGAUAUUAUGUUCUCUCCUUUCAUUAUCCUGUAGUCAAUGGUGCUGUAUUCCCACAAAUGUAAUGUAAUUGUUAAGGUCCAACAUUUUCAUUUUGAGGAGGGAAUUUUAAACAAUGUUUGUUCCCAUUUGAUAUACUUGGUAUGAUUUUUUCAAUGGCAGUAUGAUUGACCAUGUAUCAAUAUCUUAUCUUGCAAUUUAGCCUAUAUUCUGUUCAGGUUCCUUAAGAUUUUUACAACAAAUUAAAGUAGACUUUAGGGGCCCUCGAGUGGCCGGGAGACCCAUGAGGCGGCGCACAAUUGGCCCAGCAUUGUCAGGGUUAGGGGAGGGUUCGGGAUUUCCUUGUCCCGUCGCGCUCUAGCGACUGUGUUGCGGGCUGGGUGCCUGCAAGCUGACUUUGAUUGCCAGCUGGACGGUGUUUCCUCUCAACACAUUGGUGCGACUUUCUUCCAGGUUAAGAGAGCAGUGUGUCCAGAAGCAGUGUGGCUUGGCAGGGUCGUGUUUCGGAGGACGCACGGCUCUUGUUCUGACAGAUCUUCCCAAGUCUUUAGGGGAGUUAUAGUGAUGGGACAAGACUGUAACUACCAAUUGGAUGUAUUCACAAUCUAUUUGUUUAUAUUAAAAAGUAUUUAAAUAGAAAAGCUGGGUAACACUAUUUUACCGUAUAGAAAUGACCAAACAUUUACUAAGAUGUGGAUUCAUUAUAUCAAGCAUCACUAGAAACCAUUUACCAGCUAUGUUGAAUUAUUAGCCAAGUACCAGAAAUGAUUUCCUACUACACUGAACAAAAAUAUAAACGCAACACGUAAAAUAUUGGUCCUAUGUUUCAUGAGCUGAAAUAAAAGUUCCCAGAAAUUUUUCAGGUAAGCAUAUUAAUAAUAAGCAUAUUUAUCUCAAAUGUCGUGCACAAAUUUGUUUACAUCCAUGUUAGUGAGCAUUUGUUCUUUGCUAAGAUAAUCCAUCCACCUGUCAGGUGUGGUAUAUCAAGAAGCUGAUUAAACAGCGUGAUCAUUACACAGGUGCUAGGGAUAAAAGAAGGCCACUAAAAUGUGCAGUUUUGUCACACAACACAAUGCCACAGAUGUCUCAAGUUUUGAGUGAGCAUGCAAUUGGCAAGCUGUCUGCCGCAAUGGUCACCAUAGCUGUUGCCAGAAAAUUAAAUGUUAAUUUCUCUAUCAUAAGCCACCUCAAACGUUGUUUUAGAGAAUUUGGCAGUACGUCCAACUGGCCUCACAACCACAGACCACGUAUUUGGCAUCGUGUGGACGAGCGGUUUUCUGAUGUCAACGUUGUGAACAGAGUGCCCCAUGAUGGC
This is a messenger RNA of Oncorhynchus mykiss (rainbow trout), 2166 nucleotides long. RefSeq names its product ciliary microtubule inner protein 1-like. The record is from RefSeq and is a predicted model, not a curated record. NCBI's taxonomy places the organism in Eukaryota, Metazoa, Chordata, Actinopteri, Salmoniformes, Salmonidae.